Messenger RNA from Monopterus albus (swamp eel), 7503 nucleotides. RefSeq names its product RUN and SH3 domain containing 2 (gene rusc2). The record is from RefSeq and is a predicted model, not a curated record. Gene Ontology annotation, molecular function: protein binding. Lineage: Eukaryota; Metazoa; Chordata; Actinopteri; Synbranchiformes; Synbranchidae. Gene Ontology annotation, cellular component: cytoplasmic vesicle.
GAACUUUGCGUGUCAGCCACCCAGGUUAGAUACCAGCAGGUUACCAACCCGGGCUAGGACCAAGCUGUGACCUCAGGCUGACGCGCAGCUCCGGCCCAGGCUCGGCCCCGCCUGCGCCGCACCGCCGCCGCCUCUCGCAGCGGAAACGUUAUUCCCACACGCCAAGGACUAGCAGCCCACCAGCUCAGUUACCCUUAAAUACAUUAUUUGUAUCGAAAACAGACGCCCCGCCGACAACCUGCGGCAAGAUGUACCACUCUGACCACGGUGUAGACUUCCCCGAUCUCUGCUUCCAAAUUCCUGGCAGCCCUGCUGAGCUGGGCCCAGCAAACAGAGUUUGAACACAACCUUCAGCACACCGCACUUCGACCUUCCCUGCCACUCACACGGGGCGUCCCUUUGCUCUUGCAGCUCCGGUGCCACCCUCCCUCCUCCUGAAUCAUGGAUAGCCCUCGCAAACUGACAGGGGAAACUCUGAUUGUGCACCACAUUCCCCUGGUGCACUGUCAGGUGUCAGCAGGGCGGCAGGGUGGCUGCAGGGGCUUACUGAAGAGGAGCAACCCUUUCAGCCCGCCAGAGAACCUGGGUUUGAGUCGCACCACUUCUCUUCCUGAGAGGGACGUCCUCCAGAGAGAGGCUCUGCUCUACAGCAGCCUGAUCCAGACCUCCAGCGGCUCCUGGUCCUCUCACAGUGGAGAAAGGGAGAGGAGGGGUGACAAGCGAGGAGGCAGCACAGCAAGUGAUGAUUCCUCGUUCACUUCAAGCAAUUCAGAGGACCAGCUUAUUACAGCCCAUACAUUACCCAGAGCCAAACCAAGAAACAGGAAUAUACCAUUCCUGCGGAAUACUGAGGAUGAUGAGGAUGAAGAAGAGGGGGAGGAUGACAGGGACAACCUCAGCGGUUACCUUGAGGACUCCUCUUUUCACCUUCACAGUGACACUAACUCUGCACUGGAUGACGGGAUGGCUCCUUUCCACUUACAUGACCUUGGCUUUUCCUCGGAGCCCUUUCUUUUGCACAGCUCAGUGGGACGAAGCCGUCGCGAGUCCCAGAGGUGCAUAGCCUCAGAUCUCUCCAACCAUCUGGAGGACCUGGACAUCUUAGGACUGGACAACCAGCGCCGCCAUGGAAGCAGUGGUUCCAACAUGUCUAUGGACUGUGGAGAGCAAGACUGGGGUGAUGAUGAUGAAGAAGAUGAAGAUCAUCCUAUGCGGUGUGGACAAAGCAGCAAGACCGGUUCCUACUCCUCCAGCUCCUCGAACCAACACUGCUCCUGCUGUGCACUCUCACAGAACUACCCCCAGCACUUCCCUGAUGCCUUCUCUGAGCCGUUCUCAGAGUGCCAGCAAACCUAUGGCAGCGACUCCUCUUGCAACAGCUCGGACGGUGUGCUCGUCAACUUCAGCACCAUUUACAACAAGAUGAACAAUGGCAUACCAGAAAAGCAGCCAGUCUCUGGACACACCAACCUCAACAGCUGCACUGACCACUCCUGCACCUCCUCUGUUUCUGAUCUACCAGGAAACCAGCAAGACUCAACUGGAGCGGCUUUCUAUUUGGACCUUCACACUUCUCCAACUGAACCUCCACUGUCACAACAACCCUCCUGCCUCCGCAGCACCUUCCCUCUCAUCUGUGAACCACACCUAUCCACCUCUUCCACUUGCUCCUGCUCCAUGGAGCACCAGGGGGCUCUUGACCUUGAUGCUAACUGCAACUCCUACCACCCUUUGCAUUCUGGGUCAUCCGGUGACCUCGCUUCAUGUCUGCAGAGCCAGGCCCGCCUGGUUGUCGCCACCCAAAACUACUACAAGCUGGUCACCUGUGACCUUUCAUCUCAGUCGUCUCCAAGUCCCGCAGGCUCCUCGGUCAACAGCUGCUCUGAUGAGCACAGCAAGGGCAGUCCCACCCCGACGCAGUCCAGUGAGUAUUUCCUGUUCCGACAGCGAGCUGAUGAACAGGGCGCUGAUGAAGAGGGUGCUGAUGAUGAAGAUGGAGAGGCAUCUAGGCAUGAUGUUGAUGAUGAUGAGGAGGUUGAGGAGGAAAACAAGAAGAAUUAUCAGGAAGGUGGUGGAGCUGAAGUUGCUCCUGCUGUUAUUGAAGGCCAGGUGUACGUCAACAUCUCCCCACCUACAGUUGGCCAGGCUGUUAUUGGAGGCGGAGCCUCUUCAGGGUGUCGUCCCCGUUCUCGCAGUUAUGACCGCCACCUGGACAAGUCUCCCUGUCCUCGGCUUGGGUCUCUGGAGCGUAUGUUGAGCUGCCCUGUCCGGCUCAGCGAGGGCGCCACCCCAGCUCCGCCUCCUCCUCCACGGGUCACCUCCUUUGCAGAGAUCGCACGAAGUAAAAGACGAAAUGGAGGCGCAGGGGGGUCGCCGUCACUGAAAACAGCUGCAGAUCCCUUCUCCUCCACCCACUCCCACUCCUCGGUGGACUUCUCUCCAAUCCUGGAGCAGCAUGUGGAGGUGCACAGUCAAAGCCUGUCACCCAUACCCUUUACCAGAUGUUACAGCCAAGGCAGUAUAGAGCGACACCUGGAGGGUGCGAGGGAGACCCGGGCCAAGACAGAAGGUGGUCUCUCCAGCUCCUCAGACAGCCACUCGACUGUGGUCCGCUACAGUAAGGACCAGCGGCCCACCACCCUCCCCAUCCAGCCCUUCACCUUCCACCACCAGUUUGCCUCCAAACCCCCACAGCCCAAGCCUCUACUGCCUCUGCUCACAGGCUACGUCUCUGGGAUGCAGGCUCACCCCAGUUCUGGCUCUGAAGGUCCGGUGGGGGAGGAUAGUGAAGAUGGAGGUGACAAUGUGCACAGGUACCAGGGGGCUUUGGCUGCAGCAGCUCCUCCACCUGGAUCAGUUCGGCCCUCUCCCCUUGGGAGCUACUCCCCUGUUCGGAUCCAGGGGGCCCCCAGCUCUGGGACUUGCUCCACCUGCACCCCCAGUCCUCAGCCAUCCCACAGCCUGUCCUGUCCGCUUUCAGCAGGCCUCGGCCCCCUGCACACCCCACUAACAGGAAAGCAGGGAGAGGGUUCAGCACCAUUGCCUCCUACCCCUCCACCUCCAUCCCUGAGAGUACAGAGAGGGAUGGUGCCACAGAUGCUGCCGGCAGUGCAGGGACACUGCUUCCAUCAUGGAGCUCUGCCCAGUUUACCAGCAUACCACAGUGACGCGCUGAGCCCGCUGGGCUGUCUGGACUCUGGAAAACGCGUGGAGGGAAGCAAUGGACCUGGAUCCAGGACACACAAUGCACACCACCUCUCUCCUCAGGCUCUCAAAUGGAGGGAGUACCGUCGACGAAACCCACUGGGGGUGGAGAGGGUCUCUGGGGGGCACUCUGGCGUAGGAUCAGGCAGCCUGUCUGCUAACCUAGAACCCCGAAGGGUUGGGGGACCACGACCCACCAGACGCAACGUGUUCGAUUUCCCCUCAGCGCCCUCUAGCCACACACUGGGACGGCCUAAUGUGGGCCAUUCAGCCAAGCUGCAGCAGAGCUACAGCGACUUCCUGCCAGACUACUUCUCCCUGACUGAGAAGCCACCGGAGGAGUUCUGCCUCUCCCCUGAUGCCUCAACCUCCUCCUCCUGCUCUUCGUCACAGUCGCACAUCUCUGUGGACCUGACACAGAAGAGAGGUUUGGUGAAAGCCGUGAACACAGCUGUGGAUCUGAUUGUUGCGCACUUUGGCACCAGUCGAGACCCAGAUGUAAAGGCUAAGCUGGGAAACAGCUGGGUGAGUCCCAACGUGGGUCACCUCAUCCUCAAGUACCUGUGUCCAGCCCUGCAUGACGUACUGCAGGACGGGCUGAGGGCCUACGUACUGGACCUGAUCAUUGGACAGUGGCGCUGUCAGCCCUGGAGCCUCGUGGAGGCCUCCACACAGCUGGGCCCGUCCACACGUGUCCUCCACAGUUUAUACUCUAAGGUGAGCCAGUACUCGGAGCUGUCCAGCCACAGCAUGAGACUCAACGCCUUCAUCUUCGGCCUGCUCAACCUGAAAUCUUUGGAGUUCUGGUUCAAUCACCUCUACACACAUGAAGACAUUAUAGCAGCACACUACAACCAGUGGGGGUUCCUUCCCCUGGCACAAGGGGCAUGCCAGCCUCUCUUUGAGGAGCUCCUGCUCCUCCUGCAGCCACUGUCACUCCUCCCCUUUGACCUGGACCUGCUGUUUGAGCCGCACCUCCUCCAACAGGGCCAGGAACACCUGCGUCGCAAGGAGCAGCUGUGCUCUGCGGGCCAGAGUGGGGAUCAGUCAAUUCACUCCACCUUCCAGCUCAUGAGAGCAUGGAGGAUGGAAGAAGGGUUUGCCAAUCUUUGGAAGGAAAGGGGGAUGGGUGGGCAGAGAGUGAAAGGUGUAGGGCAAGAAAGCCAAGGAGAUGGUGAGGAUGGACAAGAGAAGCGCAGGAAGAAGGACAGAGAGAAGGAUGUGGUGAACGAAGGGCGUCAGCGGCAUGACAGACAGGCGGGCUGGUGGUACCAGCUCAUGCAGUCCUCACAGGUCUACAUUGACCAAUCCACAGAGGGGUCAAAGUUUGUCAAGGCCGAGAAGAGGAAGAAGUCAUCAGAGAGACGACAGGGCCAACUCCCACCCACCAGAGAGGGAGUGGUGGAGGGGGCCGAGGCCAGCCAGGAAGGGGAGGGAGACAGAAGAAGAAAAAGCAGCAGCAGCAGCAGCAGCUCCGGUGGGGAGUCAGCCCGAUCCAGGGGAAGGCCUUCAUGGAUGGGCAGCCCCCCAGAAUCUGUUCUCACCCAGGAGAAAGAGACAAAACCUCUGGAGGUUACAGGAACUACAGCCCAAGCUGCAGCUCAGGAGGAGAGCCCCUCCCAGGGACAAAGUUUGCGCUGGGGCAGGCUCUUUGGAUCCAGCGUUGGCUCGCCUUCUCGAACAGAGGGGCCUGAACAGAGGGUGAAAGCUCAAAAGACCAGGCCACCAUCGGGUUGGCUGGGUCUGGACAGGUCGGUUCUUGACCUUGUAGGUCAGACUCUGUUAGCAGGCAGUGGGAAGAAGGCAGAGCCUCCAGCUGCACCCACUCACAGCCGAAACACACCAGUACCAACAUCGAACCAAGCAACUGAAACCAAACAUCAUUCUCCAUGUGAAGUACGGGCGUUGUGCCACCACAUAGCCACCGAGCCCGGCCACCUGAGCUUCAACAAGGGUGACAUCCUGUGGGUCCUGAGCAAGGAUGAUCCAGACUGGCUGCUCUGUUCGCUGGGCUCUACCCAGGGCCUGGUGCCCAUCGUCUAUGUCACCCUGAACAGCAUGGAGUACAGCCAGGAUGCCACCGCACAUGGGCAGUGCUGAACUAAAGCUGCCACCAGAUAGCAGCAAAGUAAAAAGUGAAGGAAAACCACCCCGGAGACAGAGUGCCUCCCUGCCACGUACUGUACCUACUGCUGUUUCAAACUGUACUCAAGAGUGCUCCUGAGAGAGAAAUAUUGUAGAAAAUAUGAGAUUAUGUACAGACACAAACAAGGGAAUCACGCAGGCUCGAACACAAACUCCCAUCUACUGCAAGGGUACACCCAGACCAGUGUGCAUGCAUACAUCUAAAACCAAAAGACGAGAGAAGAAACAAACCAAAACUCUCAUGCACAUGCUUCUAGCUCUGUGUGAAGCUGUGCUACUUGCUUCACCAUGUGACUGUCCACUCUGUAUAUCCUCCAUCUUUGCUCUCAACAAAACAAGGAGAGUCUACUCACAGAUCUUCACUGUAAACCAUGCCUAGCUGCACUCUGCGCUCACCUAGCUGUGCCACACUGUGAACACAGUGCUCAGUGGUACCUCCUAGUCGUAAAACAGGUUGGUUUGAUGUCCUGUUGCUUAUUUAGUGCCAACUGAUCUUCUUCAUUGAUGUAGAAGCCAGUGAAUCCCUGCUUUUUUUGGUACCAUUUUAGGGUGGUUGAGCAAAGCAAAACUUCAUACAAGCAGAGGUGUGAUUCAGCAUAUUAUUGUAACAGAGUAGAAAACCACACUGGAGUUUAAGUGGCUGUUUCAACCCAAUUGACAAGUUUAAAAAAAGUUUAAAUCUUUUUCCAUUCCCCAUCUGUUUAACAAGAUCCCUGCUCAUCAAGGCCAGCUUCUCUGGAGAUGUGGGGUGGAUGGCCUGUCAGGCACAUGGCCGCCUUUCUCCUUUUGCUCACAGGGUCCACCACAACUGGAACAAAUCAGUGGUUGACUUUAAGUGCAUGUAACCUUGCAAAACUGUUGUCUUUUCUCCUAUAAUUUACAUGUGCAUUUGAUCUGUUGGUACAUAACGUAAAUGCGUAUAUGACUUGCACAUGUGGUAAGUUUAUUUAUUGACCUGCUCCAUUAGCUGAGGGAGUCAGCUACUGUCAAAGGAGAGGUGCAGAAAACAGGGAAGGAUGGCCAGUGAAGGUAAAACAGAGCUGUGGAGAUUUUGCCCCCCAACCUGAAAAUUCUUCAUAAUUGCUAAGUAGUUUCAUUAGUUUAGAAAGGGGCAAAUGAUUGCCUCUAUGCCUUAAAGCACUUCAGGAGAAAAGGAGGGAUCUUAUUGUUGGACACUUGAAGGAUUCGUCCAGUAUAUUUUGUAUAUUCUGACUUGUCUACCUUGACUUUUUCCCCAGAUCUACGUCUACACAGAUUCUUGUAGCUGUCAAAGAAAAAUAUAGUGAAGACACAGGCGUCUGUGGUGAUAUUUUUUUGAUGUUUAAAGGGAAACUCCAACACAUUUUGUGAUGGCAGUUUUAUGGGCAUCCCUGUGUUGCCACUGUACCGGUUACAGCCAGGUGCAAAAUGGUAGGUUGAAAAUAAUUAGUCAGAGAAAUAAAACUAUGGUUAUAUACAGCAUAAAGAGGUUGAUAUAGAUGCCCAGUUCAAAUAUUACACAUUAUAAAAUGGUAAAAUCAGUGUACAUUUAUUACAUAAAUGAAUGCUUGUGCAGCUUUUGAAAAACAUACCUAGGAUGCCACUUUAAUUUUCCUUUUGUUGUAUUAUUGUACAGUUAUUUAUAUGUAUGAUUUUUAACAUUUAAUUUCAACACAAUAUUUCAGUCAUUGAACUGUAAAUUAUAUUUAAAUCCUUCAGUGGUUAAUUUCUGACAGAGCUACAGUAUAUGUAUGAUUGUUAAUGCAUUUUAUGUUGUAUACAGGAUGCAAAUAUAAGCUUUAGGUCCAGUGCUAACAACCUGCUGACUAGAACUGUGGUCGUGGAGCUGUCAUCCAUGGCACUGAUUAAACCAGAGACGUGGAGGCUCAGGGCUCAGAGGCAAAGAUGCAUUUGAUUUGGCGUUUGAGCUGAGACGUUGCGCUUUAAAAUGCUACUCAUGUAGGAGUGACCUGAGGAGGGAAAGGGAGAAGUCUUGUGCCUUCUGUCUUUGUCGGCCUCCUCCUGCCUGUACAUACCUUAAGCAUCAGCACUGCUCUGCGCUCUGUGUCCAGGCUACAUGAUGUGUACCAUGACAUUAUCACAAUACUAUGGAUGUUAAAUAACAAAGUGCUCAUGUGAUUACAGUUUAAAUGGCUCCUGUGUCUUUUGUCUUUA